CAUAUCUAUAGGGUACUUAGCUCGACACCUCAGUAGGUUAGGUACAGGAAGUAUUUAGACUCGAGAAUAACAACAGAAACACGAAAACUUUCUCGGCAUCUAUCGAUCCCUUUCACGUGGGACGUUCCCGUACAACGUCGCCAUAGUAACGGCGUCCUGGGGAAUCGGCCAUAGUCACGUGAUUGUAGCUUUUACCUUGCAAUGAGCUUUAUAACUCUGUGACAGUCAACAGCGGAGGGUGUACAUACUAAGAAACAGAUAUGAGUUUUUUAGGGAAAAAAUCCAAGGACAAAAAAAGAGAGCGCGAACUCAAGCAAAAACUGGGUAUCGACCAGAAGGUUCUUGAGGAUUUUCAGAAGACGUUUCGUUUGAUGGACCGUGACAAUAGUGGCAGCAUCUCUCACGAAGAGUUCAAGGACGUGAUGACCCAGAACAAGUGCCGCUCCUCCGACCAGGAGAUUAAGGACAUGAUAGCCAAAGCCGACCUCGAUAACAGCGGGUCGAUUGAAUUCGAAGAGUUUGCAGAAAUGAUGGCGGUAAAGUACAAAGAAAAUAAAGCACUUGAGACCGAGAUCAGAGAGACCUUUGCAAAGUUCGACACAAACAAGGACGGCUACAUCUGUCGGCGGGAGCUGCAGGAGGGGAUGAAGUGGAUGGGUGAGAAGCCGCUCACGGACGCCGACGCCGACGACAUCAUCAGAUGCGCAGACAAAGAUGGGGACGGGGUCCUCUGCAUGAAAGAGUUCGCCCAGUACAUCAUCGAGAACCAAUAACCUCGCUCUCCAUGUGUCACGUGCCUUUACUAUAUACAUAUAAUCAUCCUGUGCUGUCAUGCGCAAUCACCGCUAACACCGACUUCCUGUCCGGUCCUUACUAUUCGUACUUCACAGAUUUUCUUCAACCGCUAUCCAAAACCGUCAAUACGCCGGUUCACACGCAGUGUAUUGCGGAAAUAAACAAAUAUUUAUGACGCACAGAACUUAUAACCAAGAUGAAGAGUGAUAUUUCGCCUUCGCCGGCUACAACAUGUAGUGUAAGAACCAAGACCACAGAACAGGAUCAGUCAUUAAAGAAUACAAAGGGUUUAUUGGUAUAUGAAUUCGUAAUAAACACAAAUCUUUUUGCCGGGUAACCAACUGUUUCAGUUACCUGAUGAUUUUUUAGAUUCCUUAAUCUAGCGUCCGUGCUUGGUAUCAGUAAACGAAUUAGUACUAGAUAGAAACUGGUACCGAAAACAGCACCUUAAUCGUUUUAGAAGAGCUAAAUAUAAAUUUAUGGUUGGAUGACUAAGUGUAUGAACGAGAGAGAAAGGUGUCAGGCAAAUAACUGCUAUAUUAAGCAGAGAAGGGUGUAACACUGACGGCGAACAAGGGGCGGUCGGGUAGCCUAGUGGUUAAAGCGUUGCUCGUCACGCCGAAGACACGGGUUCGAUUCCCGACAUGGGUACAAUGUGUGAAGCCAAUUUCUGGUGUCUCCCGCCGUGAUAUUGCUGGAAUUUUGCUAAAAGCGGCGUAAGACCAUACUCACUCACUGACGGCGCACACAGGAAGUGGUCGUGGACUGGGUCAGUGACGGCGACUGACGGUGUAUGCGCCUGUGAGUAUUGGUCCUUCCCUUCCCCGGGGGUAACAUCAGGGGGUUGUCAGGUUUGGAAGUAACGAUACGGGAUCCACGUGUAUCCAACGCAGUCCUUUCUUUCUAGGGGUUAGCGUUCCUGGUGUUAUAGUUACGGGGGACAAACCCAGUAUCCCACACCGCCCUUCCAUCCCCAGGGGUAACAUCUUGUUGUUAGCGUGCCUGGUGUUAUAAUUACGGGGGACAGGGUCCACAAGUAUCUCUCACCAUCCCAGGGCGUAUGAUAAAACGGGGUUAGACUCCCACCCACCACCCACCACCCACCACCCUCCGCGAGUGCAACUUUAGUUUCGAAAACCCAGCUUGGGUGAAACAUGGUUAGGGUGCCGUUCCGCGAUCUUAACACAACGAUGUCAGUCUCCAUGUUAAAGUAUAGGGUUACGAUCGUCUUAGCGCUAAGAUCGCUCUGUGGAUUGGGUUUUUGCUGUCGACAUCUCUUCCUGACGUUUCUGAAUUAUUUGGUGUGCUAACCCCAGGGAUCAUGCUUCUAGUCAGGGUGAAGCGGGUCGAUGUGGCCGCAUCUACUUCUUGCAUCUUCCAGGAACUCUAAAGUACCCGGAUAUGAUCAACCCACGUCAACCUAUAGAUAUUUACCACCAUUGUGUCUGUUGUGUGCGUAUAUGUGUAUAUGUGUUGUGUAUCACAAAGCUUGGCCUUAGCUAAAUAUACAACCAACUAAACCUGACAAACAGGAUCAAAUACCAAAGAGAAAAUCUAUAGAAGUGAAAUCGAAGAGAUAAUCAACACUUCCAAUAUCGAUCAGAUACUAUUUACAAAUAGGAAGUAUUGUUCCAAUAGUGUAAAUUUCAGUUCAAACAAUUUCCUCAUUAUUGGAAAACCAGAAGCGUUUUUGCAAUAGCUUAUUUUUGCUCGUAACAUGAAAAAACAUCAGUUACGUUAAUGGUAGCUAUAGCUUUAAGCACACCCAAUCCGGAAAAAAAGUUGUUUUCAUAUUAUUGGUGGGCGGAAUUGGCAAUGAAUUACAACCAAGCUGUUUCCAAUCGUCCAGAGUCAAUUAGCUUUUUGUUACAGUCCCCACUCUGAAGGGUUGUUGGUUAAAUGGAAAGGCUUUAGUAAUGAUAUAUUCUUAAGUGUCUUUGAAAUUACAUGUCUAUGUAUAAAUGCUCCGAUAUUAAAUAUGCAGUCAUAUGCACAUUAUAUAAA
Haliotis rufescens (red abalone) is the source of this 2799-nucleotide messenger RNA. RefSeq names its product calmodulin-like. The record is from RefSeq and is a predicted model, not a curated record. Lineage: Eukaryota; Metazoa; Mollusca; Gastropoda; Lepetellida; Haliotidae. The transcript is spliced from 5 exons. The coding region runs from base 261 to 773 and encodes 170 amino acids. Gene Ontology annotation, molecular function: calcium ion binding; enzyme regulator activity.